Trichobilharzia szidati is the source of this 1761-nucleotide messenger RNA. Lineage: Eukaryota; Metazoa; Platyhelminthes; Trematoda; Strigeidida; Schistosomatidae. The record is from the annotation of a GenBank genome assembly.
AUGGAUAAUGGGAAUCCUACUGAUUAUGUAUUAUUACAUAGAACAAAAUCAACACCAACAGCAGCAGAAGCAGCCGCAACAACAACAACAAAUCCGAAAAGUAUUCACAUUUACUCCACCCCUUCCCAUAGAACAGAUUCCAAUGAUAUUCAUCAUCAUCAUGCGAUGAUGGAUACUGGUUCAUACUUUCGUAUUUCAGAAGAUCAAAAAGCAGCGUUAAAGAAUAGAAAAUCUGAUUUCUGUGAUACUGUUCGUCGAUAUCUGAAUAGACAAAAUCAACAGUAUUGCUCUGACUGUCAGAUAAUCCCUGAAACUCUUCCAUAUACUAGAAAAGUUAGCGGGGUGACAAUAAACCAUGAUAAAAUGCAUAAGAGAAAAAAGUCAGUAAAUGCCAAUAAGAUCAAUCGUCGUUAUUCAACAAACUGGUAUAAUAAAGAAAAUGACAAUGAGAUAGGUCAAGCUCUUGAGACUUUACGUGAUUCAGUAUCAAGGAAACGUAAACAAUGGUUAUCAGAUCAAAUCAAUAAAUUGAAUACUGAAAGAACAACAACAAUAGGAUGUUCCCAUGAUGAUGAAAUAUAUGCUAGAGAAGAAGUAAAAGCAGAAAAUCAAGAUUUGCCUUCCUUGAUAAACACAGAAAUGUUGGACAGCGUUGAUACUGAUAAUUACAUAACAAAUACUCUAAAUGAUCAGAAUGUCAGCUUAUAUAAUUAUGAUAAAAAUCCAACAAAUAUGUGGAGAAAUUAUGCACUUUGUUCAGCAAAUACGCGAUUUCGUGAUAAUCCAGAAACUUCUCCAAGUUAUAAAAUGUACAGAAUAAUGAAUGAUGUUCAUAAGCCUUCCCUGCAUACAGAACAAUCAAAAAUGGACAGUAAUCACCAUUAUGAUAAUUUAAAUAAACAAAAACCUUCAGGACAUAAAAAAUCAACACGCUACCCAGAAUCCUAUCAAGAAAGAUAUACGAGUAAUUCACAGAUUGAAAAGAAAAUUCCAAAGAGUCAAAAAAUCAAAAAGACUAGAACAUUAUCAACACCAAUUGAAGCGGGACAAUUUAAGAAAAUCGAAGAACAAAUUAUUGAUUAUUUAACAUCAGAUAAUUGGGAAGAGCAGAAUAAAGCUACAAAUAUUAUACAAAGUUUACUGAAAACAAUGAAUGUUAAACCACUGGAAGUUAUAUUCAGUGAUAUAAAACAAAGAAGUAUAUUAAUUAAUGGGAUUGAAAAAUCUAUCAGGUGUUUACGUUCACAAGUAUGUCGUAAUGGUUUAAAUACCCUCUAUCAAUUAUGUGAUUAUUUAAAAUGUCUACAUCAAGGUUGUCUACUUGACGCCUAUUCCACAUCAAUAAUCACCACACUGUUAAGUCGAAUCAGUGAAGAUUCAAGCACAAAAUUUUUACAAAAUGAAGCAAACAGAACACUGGAAGCUUAUAUAUCUUGUAUAGAUGAAGCCUCAGCUAUCCAGUCGAUGUGUUCACAUGUCUGGGAAAACUUUUCCCGCAGUAAUAUACGUCGUAAUACAAUUGGUAAAAUGUUAACUUAUAUAUUUUGUAAUAAAUUACAAACUGGUAAAAAGAAUGCAAUGCUAUUCAAACGAUUAGGAAGUGAUGGGAUUGAGCGUUUAAUGAAAGUUGUACACCAGUUAGUAAAUGAUAAAUUAUCAGAUACAAGACAAUACGGUCGCAGAAUACUUGAACGACUCACAUUGAUAACAGACAUUGAUGAAGUUUAUAAGAAGAUACUAUCCUAUGAAAAUCAUACCUGA